AUGUCUGUCACGCUCAGCAACAGGUUCCAAGGAGGGAAGGCGUUUGGCUUGCUAAAAGCCCGGCAAGAGAAGAGGCUGGCAGAGAUCAACCGGGAGUUUCUCUGUGACCAGAAGUACAGCGAUGAAGAAAACCUGCCGGAAAAGCUCGCUGCCUUUAAGGAGAAGUACAUGGAGUUUGACCUGAACAAUGAAGGCGAGAUCGACCUGAUGUCUUUAAAGAGGAUGAUGGAGAAGCUUGGGGUCCCCAAGACCCACCUGGAGAUGAAGAAGAUGAUCUCAGAGGUGACGGGUGGGGUCAGUGAGACCAUCUCCUACAGAGACUUUGUGAAUAUGAUGCUGGGGAAACGGUCGGCUGUCCUCAAGCUAGUCAUGAUGUUUGAAGGAAAAGCCAGUGAGAACAGUCCCAAGCCAGCUGGCCCCCCUCCAGAGAGAGACAUUGCCAGCCUGCCCUGA
Molecule: messenger RNA, 453 nt
Organism: Chrysochloris asiatica (Cape golden mole)
Lineage: Eukaryota; Metazoa; Chordata; Mammalia; Afrosoricida; Chrysochloridae
Gene: AIF1L
Product: allograft inflammatory factor 1-like
Exons: 6
Coding region: 1-453 (150 amino acids)
Biological process (GO): actin filament bundle assembly; ruffle assembly
Cellular component (GO): ruffle membrane; actin filament
Molecular function (GO): actin filament binding; calcium ion binding
Source: RefSeq, a predicted model, not a curated record